ACUUGUGGGAGAUAAUCCAGUAGGGAGUCAUGUUCAAUCGAUUCGGGCCGAAAACACUUAGUUCUUGUAAACAAAUCUGAAUCGGUUUAGGUUCAGCUACCCCCAAAUCAGAUCUACUUUCCCACCACCAUAGAUCUUACCCACUCAAUUCACACAUUCUUAGCUACUCAAAACAACAGCAUGGAUGAUCCAAAUGCGAGACCAUGCAAUGCUUCUAUGAUUUGGUGAUUUCAGUCUUUCAGAUCCAAAUAGGCCCACCUUCUCCUCUUCCUAAUGGGUUCUUCACAGUCAAUACAGAUACCUUCUGAAGAUGAACAGCAAGAAGAAGAUGAAGAUGAAGAAGAACAUAAUAUCCAAACCGAAAGAAGACAAAUGUUGGGUGAUGAUAAUCUAGUCAAGAAAAUUUUAGAACAAGAGCCCGAAAUGUUGCCGUGCCACGCGUCGGCUUCUCCGCUUUCACCGCAGCUGUCCACUUACGGAACGCCGCGAUUGGGGCCAUCGAUCAAGGUGUGGGACCCUUACAAUGUCCUGGCUCCUCCUCCGCCUUUGCCUCCACCGCCGCAGUUCUCUAGGAGCUUCUCCACCCCCUCGGAUGUCGUGGAGGACGAUCGGACGGUCACUGUGGUGUAUUUGAUCAGUCACGGGGAAUGGCACAUGAAUUUGAGGCCGGAUUUGAUCCCGGGUCGGUGCCCCGAGGCGGCAUUAACUCCCAACGGAAAGCGUCAGGCCAGAGCUUUGGCAGUGUUCCUGAAAUCGCAAGGGAUUCAGUUAAAUUCUGUUUACACCUCGCCAUUGAAUCGAGCACGUGCCACUGCUCUCUCUGUUUGCCAGGAGUUAAAUUUUUUGGAGGAACGGAUACAACCUUCAGAUGCAUUGGUGGAGAUGAGCCAGGGACUCUGGGAAGGAUGCCACCGAUCAGAAAUUUUUACACCUGAAACGAUGAGCUUCAUGGAGAGAUUCCAGCCUGAUUUUUCUGCACCAUCUGGGGAAUCACUGAGGCAGGUGGAAUUCCGGAUGGUUCAGUUCCUAAACGGUACAGUUUUGGCAUUGCCUGAAAAAUAUAAAUCCGUUUUCUCCCCACCAGAACAGAGUGAGAACCCGGUCUUUCAAAACCACAGUUCUCAUGCUCCUUCAAAUUUGAUGCCCGACCAAGAUGGGCCAUCCCUCCCGCCACACCAUUGGGAUUUGCUUCACAGGAAUCGGCAAGGGCUUUCAAGGAAGAAAUCUGGGAAGAGCAGGCUUCAGAUUGUGACUACGACUGGGGAUAACGAGGCUGAUGACGAGAUGUCUCCUCGAGUACCCAUUAACCAAGGGUCAAUUCGUGACAUAAAUGUCAGAAGCACCCCGUCGUCAGCAUCUUCUUGUAUUGGUAUUUUCACACACUCGGUCCCAAUCAAGUGUCUCCUGACUGGCAUCCUUGGAUGCAGUCCGGCAAUGUCGCAUAAGAUUUGCAUAGAAGAUUCGUCUGUCACAGUACUACAACACACUUGGAAACUCGGUUGGCAAAUCAAGAGAUCAAAUGAUACUUCACAUCUCAGGCUUCUGUAAUGAUUAUAAGAUUCUUUUUGAUGGAAAUUGAGAACAUACAUGCAGUCACUUAUUUGGGGCUGUAAGAUUCAACAUCACACGUACUUGUGGUUAUGUUUUUGUUUACUUUUAACCUUAUUUAUAUUUAUCUCCAGGGUUUACUGCUCCA
Olea europaea var. sylvestris is the source of this 1696-nucleotide messenger RNA. RefSeq lists its product as uncharacterized. NCBI's taxonomy places the organism in Eukaryota, Viridiplantae, Streptophyta, Magnoliopsida, Lamiales, Oleaceae. The record is from RefSeq and is a predicted model, not a curated record. The transcript is spliced from 2 exons. Bases 274 to 1548 code for a protein of 424 amino acids.